Messenger RNA from Adineta steineri, 1202 nucleotides. Lineage: Eukaryota; Metazoa; Rotifera; Eurotatoria; Adinetida; Adinetidae. The record is from the annotation of a GenBank genome assembly.
CGGCACGUCUUUUCGUUGAAUACGGCAGUCCAUGUAUUUCUACUUGCAAUCACAUUCGUUAUCUUCGAUGUGGCAGUAAUUCUACCUGUGAAUGUAUGCCACAUACUUAUUGGAAUGCAUCAAUUUCUAUGUGUAUUCCACAAUUGCCAAUACUUGGUGCAUCUUGUCAACAAAAUAUGAGCAUGUGUAGAGAAGAUCUUAAUUAUACAUGUUUACAAUUUAAUCAAUGUGGUCCAUUAUCAGUACUUUCUGGAACAACAAUUGCGGAUGAUACCACUGAAAUAAGCGAUAGUUCGACUGUUGGUCUCUAUUAUCCUCUAGGAAUUGGUAUAUUUGGAACCAACAGUGACUCAAUUAUUAUUGUGGAUACGAUUAAUAAUCGUAUUCUCGGUUUAUGGGAUGCUGAUACAAACUAUAAAAAUAUUUCUGUAGUAGCAACUGAAUGGGCUCCUGGACAAUCUCUGUUCUAUCCUUUAGAUGUGUAUGUUAAUGCUAGAAAUGGAUGUGAUAUUUAUGUUACUGACUCUGUUGAUUCUCAAGUUGUAUUAUAUUCUAACAUGCAAACAAUUAAUCCACUAACCAGCAUUGUUGCAGGUAACAGUGAUGGUGAAACAGGACUUGCCAGUUUGAAUGUUCCAUUUGGAGUCGUAGUAGAUAAUAAUAAGAAUGUUAUCGUCGCUUCUAUGGGCGAUAAUCGAAUAAUGUUUUGGCCUCCAAAUGCUUUGAAUGGUACAAUCAUAGUUGGUCAUAUCUCAGCUAUCAAUGGUAAUACUGCUAUGGAUCUUGAUGGACCUGAAGGAAUAGCACUUGAUGAACACAAUUCAUGGUUAUAUGUCGCUGAUUCAAAUAAUCAUAGAAUUCAGCGUUUUAACUUAAAUGAUACUUGGCCAUGCAACGGCACUACAGUAGCAGGCGGCAAUGGUCCUGGUUCACGAAGCAAUCAACUCUCUAGUCCGUCUUAUAUUAAAAUAUCCAACAAGACGGGAGCUUUGUACAUAGCGGACUAUGGAAAUCAUAGAAUUCAACGUUGGAAUCAAGGAGCAACUGAAGGAGUAACUAUUGCAGGUGAUAUCAAUGGUAAUUCCGGAUCCAGUGAUACCAUGUUUAACGGUCCUGGAGGAUUAGCUAUUAACCAUAAUGAAACAUUCAUGUAUGUAACCGAUGAAAAUAACAACCGCGUCCAAAGAUUUCAACUCAUUUAA